Messenger RNA from Pocillopora meandrina, 5630 nucleotides. NCBI's taxonomy places the organism in Eukaryota, Metazoa, Cnidaria, Anthozoa, Scleractinia, Pocilloporidae. The record is from the annotation of a GenBank genome assembly.
CGCAGAAAACAAAAUGGUGGUUCUUCGAGCCCAAGUAAUUUUUGCAGGUGAGAAUAUAGAUUUAGCUUUGAAUUGACGAAGCUUUGCUUUAUCUUAGCACCCAACGCCUUUUUAUAUUCAUGUUAUUAAUUCAAAGCGUGUGCUUAUAUCGUUGGUCAUUGUAUCUUUGUCGAUGUGGUGUAACAUUGAUGGGCAAGUGAUGGGAGUUUUGCUCUGCUAGCUACAUCGAAAGGAACGGUUUGUGAGCUGAUUCCUGCCAAUAAAAUAGAUUUUAUAUCUGUGUUUCAGGUGACCCAUGUGUGGGUAAGAGUGCCCUAACACAAACAUUUCACAGCGAUGGUACACACUUUCCCAAAAACUAUACAAUGGUAAGCUUUCUCUAUAGUUUUGUUAUAAGAGGAUCAUGAUUCACCAAAAAGGCUUUAUUCAUGACGAUAUAUCUCUCAAGUUAUAUGUAAGCUCGGGGGUUAUCUGGUGUUGUGAGAAUUUGAUUACUUGUACUUCACGAGUCCCAUGAAUAUUGUGUUGGACAAGGAAUAGGGGGCUGCAUAGAUUAUUUGAGUAAAAUUUGUAUCAAGGGAUUGAUUAUUUCUUGAUGCAAAUGGAAUUUAUGAAGAUUGGACACCUAAGGAACAAGGAAGAAGGUCUUUCAAGAAUAGUCCAUCCUGUUUACUUCCCACCAAUUCCUUUUGUAGCUGAUCCUCCUUUAGGGAGCAGGGGAAACCUGUGUGUUGUGGCCAGUUUUCUCCCUUAUUCUGUUAUUUUCUGGCUAGACUCUGGGUUGAAAACUAAGAUAAGCUGCAAACUGUGGCUGAGUCUGUAUCAUAUACAGACUGCACCCUAAUGAAAUUGCAUCAAAUGAAAUUUUGGUCGUCCUUUUUUUCACUUCACAUAAAAUCAAGUGUUUGUAACUCAUUUUCAGACAGCCGGAGUGGAAGUGUGCAUUAAGUCUGUUAACAUCCCAGAGACUUCUGACAGUGUGGUAGGUUUUUUUCCGAUAAAAUUUAUUUUUACAGACUAAAAUUUCUAAAUCAAUGAAAAGUUUCUAAACCAUACAACAAAAGUCACCAAGCAAUUAAUGUUUGGGACAAAGACAGUCUUUAUCAUUACAAGUUAGAUUACUUAAAACUAAUAUUUUCACAAAUACACAAGCUAAUAAUAAAAGAAUAAUCAAACAUAAUAUCAAAAAAAACAAAAAUUCAAAAGGCCAUCUGGAAGAAAACCCAGACAGAUGCUUACAAGGCAAGUGCAAUUGAUGUAUAUGUGCUAGCAAGCUGAGUAACAGAACAACUGAUCUGAAUUACUGAGUAAUAACUAAAGCACCUAAAAACUAAUCCAGACAUCACUGUACUUUUACUAGCAUCAGGAAGCUUAACUAGCAGGAUACGUCACUCUGCUGGUGUUAAAUUACUUGAACUAAGUAGGCAAGCUUGAUCACAAUUAUGAUGCGAGACUACCUUUGCUAUGUUUGUAAUUUAGAAGCACAUCACUCAGAAAUGGAUGAUGUUUCCCAUUCAAGAAACCCUUUGGAAACACAAGGGUUGAGUCGGCUGCUUAACUCUUUGACCCUAAGAGUGACCAGCAUCUAAUUUCUCCUCACAAUAUCAACCCUGAAUCAUACAUUAAGGUCAUGAGAAUAAAGGAAAUGAUCAACAACUAAAGAAGCUCUUGAUUGUUAAACACAUUCUCCUUGUCAGCACAAUAGGAAAUGUACAGAGAACAGUAUGGAGAAUAUGCAUACUGAUGGUUUAAGGGUUAAAAGAAUUUCCACAGGCUUUUUGACUUCCAUUAUUUUUGCCAGGAACUCUACAUUUAUGACUCUGCAGGAAAAGAAAUGUUUGCAGACAUAGUACAACAACAUGUAGGUACCUUUAUCAUGAAAGCAGGCAAUUUAUUAUUGAAUCAGAUGUGUAUACUUUAGAUAUUUUGUCCAUGUAGGACUAUGCUAACCAAGCAUGUAUUGUGGAUGUUGUCACUCAAAAAUCUGCCUGCUAAAACAAAGGACAAAGUUUUAGCUGUAGUGGUUGAAAAUUUUAAUGGUGUGACACAAUGCCUAGACAGUCACUCAGACUUCAUGGUAGCCUUGAGCCAGAGAUACCAUGGAGGAUUUGAUAAUGUAGCACUCUAUACAUGGGCCAAUGCACUAUGUGGUGAGACUUGUGAUAAAAGUUAAAAUUCUUUUGGUUUGUCAGUUUGAUAUGAACCAAGCAAGAAUGAAUAAUCCUUCCAUAUCAACAGAAUGUCUCGUCAAUUUUUUCAACCAGGUUAAAAUUGAUCUGGUACUGUAUUAGAUGAAUGUAGCUAUAUCUUUACUUCACUCCUCAGUCAUUAGAAUACUAGAUUUGUAGUAGGGGCUAGGUUGUAACUUGUCCAGUAAAAGAUGACCAAUUGCUACAACAAUGUAAAUAAAAAUGUGUUUUUUAUUGCUCAUGCAGUGGACACAGCCAAACAUGUUCCUUGUGGGUUAUGAUGUGACAAAUGAACAGUCAUUUAAUGCCUGUAACAAGUGGUAUGAGAGAUGCAGAGCAAAAAAACCAAACCAAAGUUUACCAGGUGAGUCUCUGAAAUUUACAUAAUGCAAUUAGCAAAUUAAUAAGAGAAGCCUCAAAUGGUUGAGUAAGUUGCAGUUAAACAGAAUCAGAUGAAAAUGUCCUAAACUCUUUAGAAAAAUAACUUAAGGCAAUAACCAAAAUGUAUAAACACUAGAAACACAAUUUUGAAUAUGGAAGCAAUCUCCACAGCAGUGAACACUACUUAAGCAGUAGUGAAAAUAAGGCCUGAAAAAAUUCACAUCUGUACAGGAUUUAAACUCAUAACCUUUACAAUACUGUGAAUUUAUAAAAAAUCCUGUACAGGCCUGAAUUUUUUUCAGGCCCUGUUUUCACUACUGCUGUGAAGAUCACUUUCAUAUUCAUAUCUUAUGCCGCAUUCACACCAAAGCUUAAACAUGUUUAAAAGUUGUUUUGUUAAACACAGUUUAAUUUUUUUUUUCUUUUUAGAAACUAUUUAACCGAAUAUUUUUGACUUGAAUGUAGCACAUUGGAAAUGCAAGUUAGCAAGUACUUGAAUCCAAUGGAAAAUCAAGUUUUUCAGUGCUCUGUUUAUAAUUUUCAUUCAAUGAAAACCAGUUUAACAAAACAUGUUUUGCUGGUGUGAAUGGGGUAUUAAACAGCAGUUCACAUAUAUCAUUUUUAGACAUUCACAGUCAUUUAAACACAUUUUUUGUUAGAUGUUAGCCAAGGAUGGAAGGCAAAAUUAUGGUGAUGCCUGACUUAACAAAUUUUUAUUUGAUUUUAAGGUGCCCUGGUUGCCAUUAAAACAGACCUGAAACAAAGACGAUUAAUAUCAACAAAACAAGGCAGAGAUCUUGCCAUUUCUAAAGGGCUUGAAUACUUUGAGUGCUCUGCGGUAAGUUGCCUCUCCUUGUAUACUGAAAAUUGAGCAUAAUGACAGUCCCACUUACUAGUAACAAAGCCUUAGAGGUAAACCUCAAAAGAUGAAACUACACAAGGAAUCAACAAUAUUUCUCACAUAAACACCCAUUGAAAAUUUGAGAUGGUAUUGGUGUUACUUUACUUUGCUCUGUAAUUUGUCCUGAGAAAACUUGUGCCACUGCUGUCAUAGCCAAUCAGAUACAAACUUAAACCAACCACAACUUGGUCACUCACAUUUUCCUGUGCACAAGGCAGUUUGCUUGUUUUUAUUUUGUGUUCCCAUUGGUCCUUUGGGGUGUAUUCCUUUCUUCUGAUUGGUCAUUCUGAUUACUUUAUUUUUGGUUUUUAUGACACUCCAUCUGAAAGAGCUAUCUUCUAAAGUUCCCUUUAGCCUGCUGUUGUUUCUGCCGAGAAAAUGUCAUCAAUUUUAUAUUUAGGAAGUAUUUAGAUAUUUUUAUGGUGGGGAUUAUCUUAAAACCUCAGUUACAAAAAAUUAUGUAAAAUAAUAUUCUUGAACAAAUUUUCAAGUGUCAUUUUUUCAAUAGGAAAAAAUUGCACUGAUGUGAAAUUUUCUUUAUGUUCUGUUCAGGCCAUGUACUGCUUGCUAAGAAUUUUAUUUUCUCCUUAUAAUUCCAUCUGUGGCAUAUCAUUGCUCCUCUUUGUGCUAUACCAUCCCAGAUUCCAUCCAAUCGACUUUCCAUGGUGGAAACUCGUUUCCUCGGAACAUACUUUUUUUUCCUUUUUAUUUUUCUAGAAAGACCAUGAGAACGUGGAAGCUCCAUUCUACUACUUGGCUAAAGAGUUUCACAAUCUUUACAAGGAGAAAGUUGAACAGAUGAAGACAUUGACAUAGGACUUUCAUUUUCGUCGUGUUCUCUCCUUGAUGAGAGGGGAGGUCGAUCUUUUCAUUGCACAACUUUUAUUUAUUCCGAAAAGCGUUCUUGAAAAUAGAAGUGUCUACCUUUCUUCAACUCAAGGGACUUAUAUUAGGGUUUAGCUUCUUGAGGAUAUUUCAGCCCAAUCUCUUGAAGUUAGUUUAUUUAUUAUUGUUAUUUUUUUUUCAUUUCAUGAUCUUAGUUUCUCUUAUAAAAUACUGGCAAGUUCUAGUUUAUGUUUAAUUUUUAAGCAUUCUGGGAACGCAUGUAGCUACCAUUCUACUCAAUCCAUGAGAACUGACUCAUAAGCUAUGUUUUCACCUUGCUUGAGGCAAGGUCCUUCACGUUAAAAAUGUUAAAUGAUAUUGAUAUAUAAAUGUAUCACUAUUUUAACACAUUUCUGUAAGGUCCAAAGAGAUUAUAUUAACUGAUACUCUCUUAGAAGAUCGGAAAAUGUUGAAAAAGCAGAUAUAAAAACCUAAGAUAGCGGUAGUGAUCAUUUUUUAACCCUUUCCAUCUUAGCAUUUGUGUUCAUAUUCUCCACACUGUCUCUUUACAUUUCCGAUGGUAAUGACAAGGAGAAUUUGUGUGACAAUCAGGAGCUUCUUAAAUCGGUGAUCCUUCCCUUCAUUCUCAUGACCGUUACAUUAUAUUCAAGGGUGGUCACAGGACGAAAUUGCAAGAAUCCGUAAACGGAAACGUGGCAGAAACAUGUUAAACCGUUCUGGAAACACGACGGAUAACCUGUGUUUCCGUCACCGGUUUCGUGACGUUUUCUCGCGUAUCCGUUGCUGCGUAUACAACGGAACCGGACCACUUUUUGUGCAUGUUAAACAUAACGGAAACAUGGAGUUGCAUGUUUCCGCCACGUUUCAGAAAUACGGAAACAUGUGAUUUCGUCCUGUGGGUAUUGUAAGGAGAAAUCAGAAGCCGGACGCUCUUAGGGGUUAAUGGAUUAAAGAAGUUUCGUUUAUCGGUCACAAAUCCGCAGGCUUGACAGUUUGAACUCCAUGACACAGUAUGAUGUGCCGAGUAAAAGCACCAUUCAGUAGCUAUAAAUCGUUUAGUUAUUGCAGUAUAAACCAUAAUAUACGUUUCCUUCAAAUGUUUUAAUUAAAAAAUUAUCCUCGCGAGUGGAUCCCAGAUGCAGGAAAGAAGCCUGGAGGCUUCGUAGCUCAGUUGCAAGUAGCGUCCAACUAGUAUCCGGGAGGCAUGGGUUCGAAUCCCGUGCAAGCCUGAAUAUUUUUCAAGGGGGUAAGUUUCUAAAGAAACUGUGGUGCUGCGUUAGUGGGAGAGUAUAACAUGGUAAUUUAAUAAAAUC